AAGAGGAAACACUGCAGCAGGAUCACAACAUCAUACAGAAAAUCAUGGACUCUAACUUCAAAGGCAUCUUGUGGCUGACACUCGUUCUCUUCACUCUGCCUCGGCUCACCUGCCACAUUAACUGUCCUCCAAAAUGCACCUGUAAGGAUCAAGUUUUCUGUUCCGGCAAAACCAUCAAAGAGGUACCGAGGGAUCUUCCUCUCAACACAACCAAGCUGGAGCUUUUUAACACCAAGAUGAACGUACUGCAGGAGCACAGCUUUACAUUCCUGCCCCUGCUGUCACGUUUAAUUGUGUUCAGAAGCCAACUGCACAUCAUCCAUCCCAUGGCCUUCCGUUCUGUUUCAAAGAUCAGGUCCAUCAUGCUGAAGUCCAGUUACCUUUCCAACCUUCCUGCUACGGUUUUCAGUACGCUCACUGAACUGGAUCAGCUGAGUUUAGAAGAGAACCAGCUGGAAACCAUUUCUCCAGAAUUGUUCAAAGGACUUGUUGCGUUGCGGCAACUGAGCCUGAGCUGGAACAAACUGAAACGUCUCACUUCAAAUGUUUUUGAUGACUUGGGCAACCUCACACUUCUGAACCUCGGCAGGAACUCCAUAUAUGAGCUUCCAUCUACCAUAUUUCACAGUUUGACUAAACUUGAAGCGCUUUAUCUCUAUUACAACCAGUUCAAUGAGCUGCAACCUGGGAUCUUUGAUAGACUUGUCGCCCUUCAGGAUCUAAGAAUACAACAAACUCAGAUAAGCAGUCUUCCUCCUCGGGUGUUCUGGCAGCUAAGGAACCUAAAGGUCCUCUAUCUGUCCAACAAUCGACUUCAGACUGUCCCAAAAGAGAGUUUCUACCAUAUGCCAAUGCUGAGGUCUCUUAGCUUACAUAAAAACCCGUUGAUUUCUCUUCCUGAUCAGCUAAUGGGUCACAUGCCUGACAUGAGAGAAUUUAAUUUGUAUGGAACCAACCUCACCACUGUUCCUGGAAACCUUUUUGCUAAUAUGUCUGGACUGUUAAGUCUUAACUUUGGGGAGAAUGCUUGGCUGAAAGACUUGCCUUCAGACCUCUUCUGCUGCCUCCCCAACCUUCAAAAUCUCACACUGCAAUCCAACAACCUCCAUCAUCUUCACGCUCAGCUGUUCUCAAGACUAACCUCACUACAAGUACUUCGUCUUCAUCAAAAUAAGCUGCAGAACCUACCGUCGGACAUUUUUCAAGGCCUUGGAAAACUUUCAAUCAUUGAUUUGAAAGAAAACCAGCUCAAGACUCUCUCAGGUGAUAUUUUCUUAUCAAAUGUAGCUCUGAGAGAGGUCCAUCUGAGUAACAACACCUGGAACUGUAACUGUAGCAUCAGAGGUUUUGCUAAAUGGAUAAGCGAGAAUGAGCAUGUGGUUCCUGACAGAGAGGAUACUCAAUGUCUUAGUCCGAUGCACAAUGUCAAUCGUACCCUUAACUCUCUUCAGGACAAGGAGUUCGACUUUUGUGACGCUACAACAGUCAGUUAUUUCACAACAUCGCUGCAAACUCAAACCACCACCUUGCCUGAUAUAGAGGAGUUUUACUCCACCACAAAGACUUUGGUGACUGAUGGCAGGUCCUCUCAUUUCUAUGACAAGUUGGUGGUUGAGAACGGUCCAGAUUUUGUCCACCACAACAUUCACAGCGGCUGGGUGUACGUGUGGUCGCUGCCCACUGAUACGUCCCAGACAGGGCUCCUCAUGUUUAGUCACCUCUUCCUUGUGGCCAUAGGCGUGUUUCUUAUUCUUGCUACCAUGUAUGUCAUGUAUCGCCUUGACAGGAUUAUGGACGAGUUAAUGAGGAUUUGUAAAGCUGAGGAGGAAGGGAGGACGUACAUAAAAGAUAACCACACCAACUCUCUGUCAGCAUUCAUUCACCACAGGAGAGAAAUAAUGGACCUGCCCUGGACUCUUCAUGUGCUCGGACUUCUCUGUUCCCUCACCUCUGUUGUCUGGUCAUGUCCAGAUAGAUGUGUGUGUCAAGGGACAAAAGUCUUUUGCAGUGGCCUCUCAGACUUCCCCAAAACGGUGUCCUCAACAAGUGCUGGCCUGUACUUGUCCAACUGCAGCAUCUCCUUUCUGAAACCAGAGGACCUGACUGAUCUCUCUAACACUCUCAGCAUCUUUGUAGUUAUAGACACUGGUCUGAGGGAAGUGCACCCUGGAACAUUUGAUUCCACUCAAAACAUAAAAGCUUUAGGGUUUACCGGCACAGAACUACAAGAUCUCCCUGAGGCCUUGUUCAAAAAUCUGCAGAAGCUUGAGUCUAUGAAUCUGAAGAGUAACAAACUACUGGUCCUCCACCCUAAUUGGUUUUCAACAUUGACAGCUCUUAAAAACCUGGACCUUAGUAAGAACCAGUUCACUUCUGUACCUGUGGAAACGUUUCAGCCUCUCACUGAGCUGCAAAACCUUUUACUGUCUGGAAACAGUAUUAGCCAACUAUCUAGAGAGACAUUUAAGGGUCUCUCUAAACUGCAAAUAUUACGCCUUAAUAAAAAUGUAUUAAAGGAGUUCCCCUUAGGCAGUUUGGAUGACCUUGGCAACCUACAGGAGCUAUCACUACACGACAAUCAAAUCACUCAUCUCCACCCUGAUCUAUUCUCUAAGACUUUGAGACUGCAGAAGCUCUUCCUCUCCAAGAACAGGCUCACAUCUCUUCCACAAGGGGUUUUCCUAAACCUGCCGCUGCUUUCCCAGAUCUCCCUUUAUGAUAAUCAGUUAGAGAGUCUGACACCAGGGGUAUUUGGGCCAAUGGCUCUGCGGGAGUUGUGGCUGUAUGACAAUAAGCUGAGUCGUGUGGAAGAUGACACAUUCAGGAACCUGACCCAGUUGCGGCUCUUGGUGCUUAGUCGUAAUCACAUUAACCAUGUAUCCACCUGGGCCUUCAGAGGGUUGGAACAGCUGGGGGAAGUUUCGCUUCACACCAAUCUGCUCAAAAAACUUCAAGCUGGGACUUUCCAAGGUUUGCCCAGUCUGGUGAACAUUUCCUUAGAGCACAACUUCAUUAGCUCCCUCCCUUCAGGUUUCCUUCAGGGCCUGAGCGACCUGGGACAAAUCGACUUGAAAAAUAACUCUCUUCCCAACCUACCACAGGAGACUCUAGAUGCCCUAAAUGUGGCCCAGGAAGUACUCCUGCAGCAGAACCCCUGGAAGUGUGACAAAGAUAUUCUUCCACUCAGAAACUGGCUGAGACAGAAUCCAUCAAAAACCAACCAAACUCUGGUUGUAUGUGAAACACCUUUCAGUCUGAAUGGUGAGGUAAUCGCUCUGCUGGCAGACGAGAACUUGAUGCCUCUCAGCACUACUGAGGAGCCUGCAUGGACGUCGACAGAGAAAAGGAGGAAACCCCACACCCAUCCAACCAGACGAAGUACCUCCUCACCUUCAGUCAAGACCACCCCCACCUCAGAUCACAAGGAAGUCACCAGCGGCGGACAAGGACAGGGGGAAAAUGGAACAGUGUCAAAUGACACUUCAAUCAUUCUCAUUAUCAUCGCAGUCGUGUCCACUGUCAUCAUCAGUACCGUCAUCAUUUGCUGUUUGUGCUGGAGACGGAAUAAGAAAGGCAGGGGAGAUUUAAGCCGCAGAAAUAAGAACUCUGUGCUGUAGGAUCGACCACACAACAUCAGCAACCCAAUAACUGAUUACUGUGGUUUACUUUGGAAAUGUUGACUGUAGAGUAGAUUUUUAGGACCUUGAAGGCAGCGGUUAUUACAUCUCCAGCUCCAUAUACCUGCUGAACAAAAACAUCAUUAGCUUUAGGUUUGAGUUGGUUUUAACAUUCACCAGCAAGUAUUGCUUUUAAUGUUUACUGUAAAAAGAGAACGGAUAUUGAAUGUACUAGCUGUAAAACUACCCACUCUUGGCAACACAAUCAUGUUGGUGAAUGUAACCUCUCACGCCUAAAACAGAGCUGUCUUUGUAGGGAAAUUAAGCCUGUAUUCAGUAUUUUCUUGGCUCUAUUUUUGUUUUUCUGUGAUAAUAACUGUUUGACAAUGGCUUUCUUAUGCUUACAAUAAUACAUUUAGGAGACGGUUUAACUUGUUUUACAAAAUUGCUCUUCUAUGCAAAAUCUAACGUUUCAUUUUGACUCUACUGGAACAAAAAUAUUGUUUGGGUUUGUAUAAUUUAAUGCCACUGUACAUGGAAUAAAUGCACUAUUAAGUGGGAGAAAA
Molecule: messenger RNA, 4183 nt
Organism: Labrus mixtus (cuckoo wrasse)
Lineage: Eukaryota; Metazoa; Chordata; Actinopteri; Labriformes; Labridae
Exons: 4
Coding region: 45-3617 (1190 amino acids)
Cellular component (GO): extracellular matrix
Molecular function (GO): protein binding
Source: RefSeq, a predicted model, not a curated record